CUCCGUAUAUCUGGCUCAGGUCCGCCCACUCACUCAGCACUUUCAGGGGCAGAGAGAGAGAGAGAGAUGGAGGAAAACAGCACUAAUUUUAUUGUGAUGGGAGCCUCGGGGGAUCUUGCUAAAAAGAAGAUAUACCCUACCCUAUGGAAUAUUUACAAGUCUGGUGUUCUCCCUCCUGAUACGAGGUUCAUUGGUUAUGCCCGUUCAGCUCUCACUGUUCCUCAGCUGAGAGAGAAGUCUGAACCAUAUAUUAAAGCUAAAGACGACGAGAAGGCUAAGUUGGAUUCAUUUUUUGCUGCUAAUGAUUACGUCAAAGGUUCCUAUACUGAAGCUGAAGCAUUUACUGCUCUCAACGACGCGUUGCUUAAGAUAGAAAAAGGAAGAAAAGGGAACAGGCUGUUUUAUUUAGCUCUACCUCCUUCCGUUUUUGACUCUGUCACAAAGCUCAUUAAAACCCAGUGCAUGUCAAAAACUGGUUGGAACAGGAUUAUUGUUGAGAAGCCGUUUGGUAAAGACAGUGAAAGCUCGGCUAAACUCUCUAAGCACUUGUCUUCUCUUUUCACCGAGGAAGAGAUAUACAGGAUCGAUCAUUACCUUGGCAAGGAGAUGGUUCAGAAUCUACUAGUACUGAGGUUUGCUAAUGCAAUAUUUCAGCCGAUUUGGAAUAGGGAUAAUAUUGCAAAUGUUGUCAUUACUUUUAAAGAGCCUUUCGGUACCAAAGGUCGUGGAGGAUACUUUGAUGAGUUUGGGAUCAUUCGUGAUGUCAUGCAGAAUCAUUUGUUACAGUUAAUGUGUCUAACUGCAAUGGAGAAACCACCAACCAGUGACCCAGAGGACAUCAGAAAUGAAAAGGUCAAAGUUUUAAAGGCCAUUCGCCCGCUUGAGUUGUCUGAUGUGGUACUCGGUCAGUAUGCUGGUGAUCCUGAGGGAGAAGGAGAGGCAAAGGAAGGUUACCUUGACGACGAGACUGUCCCUAAAGGAUCCCGUACACCAACUUAUGCUGUUGCUGUACUACGAAUCAAUAAUGAGAGAUGGGAGGGAGUUCCAUUCAUACUGAAAUGUGGAAAAGCUCUGAAUGAGAGAAAGGCUGAGAUAAGAGUCCAAUUCAAAGAUGUUCCUGGUGAUAUAUUCCACGGUAAAGCCAAAAGGAAUGAGCUAGUCAUUAGGGUCCAGCCCAACGAGGCCAUGUACACCAAAGUAAUGACAAAGAAACCAGGCAUGUCUUUUGACCCACUGGAAACUGAAUUGGACCUUACAUAUAAACUAAGAUUUAAGGACGUAUAUUUACCAGAUGCUUAUGAAAGGCUCAUUUUGGAUGUGUUUGGAGGCAGUCAAAUGCAUUUUGUAAGGAGCGAUGAAUUGGCUGAGGCUUGGCGUAUAUUCACUCCACUUCUCCACAAAAUUGAAGAAGGAAAAGUUUCGCCUAUACAAUACAAAUUUGGAACUCGUGGUCCACCUGAAGCUGACAAGUUUAUUGAAGAGCUAGGUUUUGUGUACUCGGGUACAUACCAGUGGCUUCCAUCGCACCAGUGACCAUCGUCCAUUGAACCAAUGCAUAACUUUUUGAGUGGUCGAUUUUUAAUAGAAUAUCAAGAAUAGCUAGUGUCUGUAGUAUAGUAUUUUCAGUUGAAAUAAUAAUAAUAAUAAAGGAAUAGAAUAAAUGUUGUUCAAUUGUCAUAUAGUCUUUGUUCAAUUGGUGUGC
Molecule: messenger RNA, 1702 nt
Organism: Amphimedon queenslandica
Lineage: Eukaryota; Metazoa; Porifera; Demospongiae; Haplosclerida; Niphatidae
Product: glucose-6-phosphate 1-dehydrogenase-like
Exons: 11
Coding region: 67-1533 (488 amino acids)
Biological process (GO): glucose metabolic process; pentose-phosphate shunt, oxidative branch
Cellular component (GO): cytosol
Molecular function (GO): NADP binding; glucose-6-phosphate dehydrogenase activity
Source: RefSeq, a predicted model, not a curated record